AUGCGGAACCCCUUUAGCAAAGAUGACGAGAAGCGCUCCGAGUCGCCCAUCGAGGCCGCCGCCGUCAAUAGCGACGGCGAGGUCGGUGAGGCCGCGGACGACCUCCACCGUGGGAUGAAGCCGCGCCAGCUGAGUUCGUCGCCCGUUGCUCCUCUAGGUAUGGCUAUUGCUGGCGCCAUCGGUACUGGUCUGAUUCUCGGCUCCGCGUCUGCGCUCAAGAACGGCGGCCCCGGCUCGCUGCUCAUCGCCUACGUCCUCAUGGGCUGGGUCGUCUACGUCGUCAUGGUCGCCCUCGGCGAGAUGGGCACCUGGCUUCCCCACAAGAAGAGCUUCUCCGGCUACGCUACCCGCUUCGUUGAUCCUGCUUUCGGCUACGCCACAGGCUGGAAUUACUUUCUGAAAUACGCCGUCGUGCUGCCAAACAACCUGACCGCAACGGGCCUGCUCCUGAGAUACUGGGCACCCGAUAUCAACGUCGGAGUCUGGAUCACCGUCUUUGGAAUUGCCAUCAUCUUGCUCAAUCUCAUCCAUGUCUCCUUCUUUGGCGAGGCCGAGUUCUGGAUGUCUCUGGUCAAGGCCCUGGUCAUCGUGAUGCUGAUCCUGCUCUGCUUCAUCAUCGCGCUCGGCGGCGGUCCCAACGGCUUCCGAUCCGGCUUCUACUACUGGGAGAACCCCGGCGCCUUCGCGCAGUACAACGGCAUCCCGGGCCCCACCGGCCGCUUCCUCGGCCUCUGGGCCUCCAUGGUCCAGGCCACCUUUGCCUACCUGGGCACCGAGCUGGUCGGUGUGGCCUUUGGCGAGACGCCGAACCCGCGCAAGAACGUCCCCCGGGCCGUCCGCCAGACCCUCGGCCGCAUCAUCUUCUUCUACCUCGGCGGCGUCCUCGUGCUCGGCAUGGCCGUCCCCUCGACGCACCCGGCGCUGCUCACGGCGGCGGCCUCCAAGACGCCAAAGGGUGACGCCUCCCCCUUCGUCGUGGCCGCCACCAUCUCGGGCAUCAACAAGCUCGACCAGGCCGUCAACGGCCUGCUGCUCGUCUUCACCAUCUCGGCCGCCAACUCGGACAUCUACCUGGCCGCGCGCUCGCUCUGGGCCCUGUCCAAGGACGGCCAGGCCUUUGCCAUGUUUGGCCGCACCAACAAGCGCGGCGUGCCCAUCCCCGCCGUGGCGCUGUCGUCGCUCUUCAUCGCGCUGGGCUACCUCAACGUGACGACGAGCGCCGCCGUCGUCUUUGGCUACUUUGUGUCCAUGGUGACCGUCUUUGGCGCCCUCAACUGGAUCGCCGUGUUGGUGUCGUACAUUUGCAUGGUGCGCGGCAUGAAGGCCCAGGGCAUACCGCGCUCGUCCCUCCCCUACACCAACCCGCUCCUGCCCUGGGGCGCCUACAUCGCGCUCUUCAUCACCAUCGUCAUCAUCAUCUUCAACGGCUUCGCCGCCUUCAUGCCCACGUUCCAGGUCGACAAGUUCAUCACCAGCUACAUCGGCAUCCCCAUCUACCUGUUUAACAUCGCCUUUUGGAAGAUCAAGAACAAGACCAAGAUGGUCAAGCCCGAGGAGAUGGACCUGACGACGGGCCGGAGGGACGACUAA
Gaeumannomyces tritici R3-111a-1 is the source of this 1590-nucleotide messenger RNA. RefSeq lists its product as hypothetical. Gene Ontology annotation, biological process: amino acid transmembrane transport. NCBI's taxonomy places the organism in Eukaryota, Fungi, Ascomycota, Sordariomycetes, Magnaporthales, Magnaporthaceae. Gene Ontology annotation, cellular component: membrane. The record is from RefSeq and is a predicted model, not a curated record. Gene Ontology annotation, molecular function: amino acid transmembrane transporter activity. The transcript is spliced from 4 exons. Bases 1 to 1590 code for a protein of 529 amino acids.